This is a messenger RNA of Dreissena polymorpha, 1919 nucleotides long. RefSeq lists its product as uncharacterized. The transcript is spliced from 2 exons. The record is from RefSeq and is a predicted model, not a curated record. Gene Ontology annotation, cellular component: nucleus. NCBI's taxonomy places the organism in Eukaryota, Metazoa, Mollusca, Bivalvia, Myida, Dreissenidae. Bases 15 to 1760 code for a protein of 581 amino acids. Gene Ontology annotation, molecular function: DNA binding.
UUUACAGAUCGAAAAUGCGUCAAAAACAGAAACAACCUAUCAGACUGAUGAAAUGCAAGGCAUAUUCUAGGGAAAUGAUGAUGAGUGCAUACAAGGCAGUGAAAGAUGACCAUUUGCCAGUUGAUAGAGCAGCAAUCAUGUAUGGUGUGCCAAAACAAACACUGAGGGACAGAGUGUUGAACAAAGUCAAGAUCAGCUCAAGGUGGGGAAAAGAUUCAUUAUUCACCCAUGAAGAAGAAGAAUUGCUUGUUAGCCAUCUGGAAGGGUUGGCCCAGGUUGGGUAUGGCAUUAAUCGCUCUCAGUUGAACAUUCUUGCAGGUGAUUUGGCUGUGAAACUGGGUAGACGUUUAACUGACUCCAAACUAAGCAACAACUGGUAUUAUGCCUUCUUGAGACGAUGGACACACAGGCUGAAAGUCAUUAAACCAAGGGGUCUUUCAUCAACAAGAGCAGCCGCUGUCACACAGGAGAAUAUUGACAGCUACUUCAGGGAUUUGGAUGCUAUUCUUACCAAGUACUCCCUGAAGUGUAAGCCACAUCUAAUUUAUAAUCUGGAUGAGACUGGCAUUCAGCCAGAGCAUCGACCAUCAAAGGUUAUCACAGGAGUUUCGUCAAGCAAAACUCAAGCUGUCACCUCUCCGAAUACAGGCACCACAACCAUUGUAGCGUGCGUAAAUGCGGCCGGAACAGCUCUACCCCCUUACUAUGUGUUCAAGGGAAAACGGACAAACGAUGACCUAUUGAAAAAUGCAGCAGUUGGUGCCAACUACGCCAUGUCGGAUUCUGGAUGGGUAAACGGGGAGGUAUUGAUGAAGUACCUUGAAGAACACUUUCUGAAAUUUGUUCAACGAGGAUCAGGUGACAUUUCCCAACCUAUACUGCUCAUAUAUGAUGGCCAUGCUUCACAUGUCUCCAUUGACAUAGUCAACUGGGCAAGAGAGCACAAUGUCAUACUGUUUGUGCUACCCCCACACAGUUCUCAUGCCCUCCAACCAUUGGACAUUACAUGUUUUGGGCCGUUCAAGUCUAUUUUCCACAAUGAAUGCCAUCUAUACAUGGCUAAGCAGAGGGGAAGAGUCAUAACAAAAUAUGACAUAGCUGACUUGUCCGGGAAGGCUUACUUAAAAUCCAUGACACCAGCAACAAUCCAGUCUGGAUUCCGGAAAGCUGGCAUAUCGCCAUUUGAUCCGACAAAAGUACCAGCAGAAAUGAUAGUGCCGUCUAAAUCAUUCCCCAAAAUCAUUCCAGAAUUGCCAAUUAGGACCAUGAAAGAGCUCCUAGAUGAAAAGUUAAUGGAAACAGCUCCAAAAGCCAAACUUGAAAAACCAAAAGCUAAUAAAAAUAAGACACAGGACAAAAAGAAGAAACCAAAAAUGGGUGGAAAGGCCAUUACAGAAGACUGUACAUACUUUCAGCUGCUAGAAUACCAACAACAGAGAGAAGAAAAUAACACAAAAGAAAAAACAAAUAGAUCAAAACAAAAUUUGCACAAAUCACCCCAACCAAGCACAAGCAAAGGAAAUAUCGUGGACUCUGACAUUGAAAGCGAAAUUGAAGACGAAGAUCCAGCUAACAACUGUUGUAUAUGCAAGAAGUUUUCACCGCCAGGAUUGGAUCAGUGUGAUGAACUUGUGAUCGUCAAAUGGGCCCAGUGCACAGCGUGUGGUCAUUGGUGCCAUCUGCGAUUUUGUUCACAGAUCAGAGUAGUGCGCCGGCUAUCUGAUUUCUUCUGUCCGCAUUGUGCUGAAAGAGAGUGUUAAAUCUUUUGACGGUUACUGCAUCUGUUAGGUUGUUUAAAUAGUAUUUUUAUUAAAUUGUUAUGGAUCAGUUAAUUUCAUUCCAUCAGUAUUUAAUGUUUAUAAUUGUUUUUGUUGUUGUGUAAAUAGUAAGUGACUAUCAAGUAAUUAUUGAGUUUAUGC